Capra hircus (goat) is the source of this 1649-nucleotide messenger RNA. RefSeq names its product vitamin D 25-hydroxylase (gene CYP2R1). Gene Ontology annotation, biological process: xenobiotic metabolic process. Gene Ontology annotation, cellular component: intracellular membrane-bounded organelle; cytoplasm. The record is from RefSeq and is a predicted model, not a curated record. The coding region runs from base 46 to 1551 and encodes 501 amino acids. Gene Ontology annotation, molecular function: iron ion binding; heme binding; oxidoreductase activity, acting on paired donors, with incorporation or reduction of molecular oxygen, reduced flavin or flavoprotein as one donor, and incorporation of one atom of oxygen. NCBI's taxonomy places the organism in Eukaryota, Metazoa, Chordata, Mammalia, Artiodactyla, Bovidae. The transcript is spliced from 5 exons.
CCCGGGUCCUAGGGCGGCCCGGGUUUGCAGCCCCCGCCCCAGGCCAUGUGGCAGCCUCACAGCGCCGAGGCGUUCGCGGCGGCCCUCGGCGGGGUCUUCUUCCUGCUUCUCUUCGCCCUGGGGGUCCGCCAGCUGCUGAAGCAGAGACGGCCGUCGGGCUUCCCCCCAGGACCGUCGGGGCUACCAUUUAUCGGCAACAUCUACUCACUGGCCGCCUCGGCCGAACUCCCCCAUGUCUACAUGAAAAAGCAGAGCCAGGUGUACGGCGAGAUCUUCAGUUUGGAUCUUGGAGGUAUAUCAGCUGUGGUUCUAAAUGGCUAUGAUGUAGUAAAGGAAUGCCUUGUUCAUCAAAGUGAAAUUUUUGCAGACAGACCAUGUCUUCCUUUAUUCAUGAAGAUGACAAAAAUGGGAGGCUUACUGAAUUCCAGAUAUGGCCAAGGAUGGAUUGAUCACAGAAAAUUAGCUGUAAAUAGCUUUCGCUGUUUUGGAUAUGGCCAGAAAUCUUUUGAAUCUAAAAUCUUAGAAGAAACCAAAUUUUUCAUUGAUGCUGUUGAAACAUACAAUGGUAGCCCUUUUGACUUAAAACAAUUAGUAACAAAUGCUGUUUCAAACAUAACCAAUCUGGUCAUUUUUGGAGAACGAUUCACUUAUGAAGACACUGAUUUUCAGCACAUGAUUGAGUUAUUUAGUGAAAAUGUGGAACUAGCUGCCAGCGCCACAGUCUUCCUCUAUAAUGCCUUUCCAUGGAUUGGCAUCUUACCUUUUGGAAAACAUCAACAAUUGUUUAGAAAUGCAGCUGUGGUCUAUGACUUUCUCUCUAGGCUUAUUGAAAAAGCUUCCAUCAACAGAAAACCGCAGUUACCUCAGCAUUUUGUUGAUGCUUAUUUAGAUGAGAUGGAAAGAAGUAAAAAUGACCCAUCAUCUACUUUCUCCAAAGAAAACCUAAUUUUCUCUGUGGGUGAACUCAUCAUUGCUGGAACUGAAACUACAACUAAUGUGCUACGGUGGGCAAUUCUUUUCAUGGCCCUUUAUCCUAACAUUCAAGGACAAGUUCAGAAAGAGAUUGAUUUAAUUAUAGGACCCAGUGGGAAGCCUUCUUGGGAUGACAAGUGCAAAAUGCCUUAUACCGAAGCAGUUUUACAUGAGGUUUUAAGAUUCUGUAACAUAGUGCCAUUAGGGAUUUUCCAUGCAACCUCUGAGGAUGCAGUUGUACGUGGUUAUUCCAUUCCUAAAGGCACAACAGUAAUCACAAAUCUUUAUUCUGUACACUUUGAUGAAAAGUAUUGGAGAGACCCAGAAAUAUUCUAUCCAGAGCGAUUUCUGGACAGCAGUGGAUAUUUUGCCAAGAAGGAAGCUUUGAUUCCCUUUUCCCUAGGGAGAAGACAUUGUCUUGGAGAACAGCUGGCUCGGAUGGAAAUGUUCCUGUUUUUCACAACAUUGCUUCAGAGGUUUCAUUUGCAUUUUCCGCAUGAACUGGUUCCAAAUCUGAAGCCCAGGUUAGGCAUGACAUUGCAACCCCAGCCCUACCUCAUCUGUGCAGAAAGACGCUGAAAGUACACAGAUGUUUUGUGGAACAAGCUGUUUGCCUCACCCCCAAACCUUAUUUAAUUCCUGUGUUUGCACAGGAAUCACAGCAUCAUAAAGCCAAA